AAGGUAUUAGAAAGAGAGGGAAGGCUCCUGUGUUAAAUGCGUUUCCUUAUGGAGAGAGAUUUCUCCUCUUCUGCCUCGCGGUAGGAGAGGUUGGCUUUUCGUUCGGGUAUACUCGGCUCUAUUUCGUGGAGGCGCAAAACAUUGGCGCCGAGUCGAGGAAGACUGCACAAAAGGCAGCCGUGGGUGCGGACGUAACCCAUCAGCCAGGCACCCUGCCGCUCUCAUACUCCGAGUCAGGAUGAAUAAAUUGAAUAGACGAAUUAUAUUUACCUGGAAGGUCGGCUUAACACCUAAUUUGUUGAAUUCGCCAGGCAUAGAAAUAAAUACCAAAAGAAAUGUUAAUGCCACUUUUUUGGGGAUUAGACAAAUAAAAGGGGCAAUUGGGUGAGAUGGACUCGGCGCCGAUUUCCGAAAAUUCCUCAAAGGCUCAGACACGCCGUUUGCAGACAAUGCAGAAUGCACCUGUGCAACUUUUCGACCUGCACUGCUCGGUCAGUCUGAAAUAUUUUCAGCGGCUGGAAAGACGUAUCCCUCCAGUAUCUAUCAUUGACGAAACUAUAUUCCGAGUUCCGAGCAGUCCAGAAAUUAUUCACAAUUAAAAUUUGAUCAAAUUUAAAUGAGCAACUUAAGUGACGCAAAAAAUGAUCCAACCUAUGCUCUUCAAUGUCCUCGCCAGAAGAAAUUUUUGUCAUGCAGCUUAUGCAAGAGACGGCGGGGUCCCCUUGAAUCAAAUAUUGAUGAAAAUGUCAAUAUUCCUCUUUUUCGUAUGCGCAAUGUCAAAGACGAAGAUAUUAAAAAUCAGUGGUGUGAUUGGAUCCAGGAGUACUAUCCUGAAGUGAAUAUUUCUCCCAACCUUUAUGUCGGCGGGGAGCACUUUUCGCCCAUGUCAAUCAAGGGUGGAAACAACAUGAGAUGGAAACUGGAAAGGGGGGCCGUUCCGAGUAUAUAUGUGCAUCCUCUUAUAUAUGCCAAAAAACUUCCAGUGCAAGAUGACAAUCUAGAAACAGCUGCAAAAAGGAAAGCUCCCGAGCAAUCCAAUAUUGCCCCUAAAACCAAUAAAAUUCGGCGUCAAAUCAUCAGCGAUAAUGGAGCAGAAAUUCGCGUUGACAUCUCACAAGCAGCACCAUCAAAUUCCUCCAACCUAAAUGUCAGCGGCUGCAGCACAUUGGAUAUGUCUCUUGGCGCAGUUAAUUAUCGUACGACAAGUUCAGCGCCUGUAAGCAACAACUUGACACGGCAAGUAAUAUUAGACACAAUUAAGGAGCAUUACAAUAUUUUGGAGUCGAUUGAUAGAAAUAUUGUGUUUGAUGAAACUCCUAUUAGAAAUAAUUUUAAGAAAGAGAGAGUUGGAAUUGAAAAUAGUAUAAAUUCUUGGCUAAAUGAAUCUAGAAAUAUGAAUGAUUUGGCGCCAACUGAUAUUCAAUCAUUAUUUGAGAAACUCAAGGUAAAUUAUGGCCUUCAGUUGCGUUAUCUUUCCAUGUUGAGCACAAAGAACGAAUUAAUUGAGCAUGAUUAUGAAAUGGCAGAGGACUGUGCUGUUGAUAUUGUUGGUUAUAUUGCUGCAUUGGCCAUGACUUACCUGGAGUUGGGUUAA
This is a messenger RNA of Neocloeon triangulifer, 1594 nucleotides long. RefSeq lists its product as uncharacterized. The record is from RefSeq and is a predicted model, not a curated record. Bases 617 to 1594 code for a protein of 325 amino acids. Lineage: Eukaryota; Metazoa; Arthropoda; Insecta; Ephemeroptera; Baetidae. The transcript is spliced from 6 exons.